Molecule: messenger RNA, 878 nt
Organism: Papilio machaon (common yellow swallowtail)
Lineage: Eukaryota; Metazoa; Arthropoda; Insecta; Lepidoptera; Papilionidae
Exons: 7
Coding region: 51-878 (275 amino acids)
Molecular function (GO): N-acetyltransferase activity
Source: RefSeq, a predicted model, not a curated record
GUAAUUUCUCGGUAUUUGUAAGAUAAAUUUUCAGUAUUAUUUAUACAAUAAUGUUAAUCCAAUCUAUGAGUAAAAUUAUUUCACCCAUCGUACAUGGCACUGGCAGAAUCUUUCAAAGUAGAAAUUGUCACGGUGUGUUUGGUAUACAGGAUUUACUGCGACAGGAAAAGCCAGAACAUUUCGCAAUAACCGCAUUAACGAGCGGCGAUCAUGAAAUGGCUGUGGAUGUGUUGAAGAAGCAUUACCUCAAUGAACAUGUUCUCGUGCGCGCUAGAGGAAUGAAUUUGUGCAAUGAUCGCGCCAUUGAGGAAUAUCUAAUCGGGUUACUUCGUCAAGGAAAUUCUUUAUUUGCGAAGACUGAAGAUGACCAGGUAGCAGGUAUCUGUGUUAGCUACGCCAGUAGCCCUCUGGACCCAAAGAACCUUAGGAAUUAUGCUUUUUAUCGUCAGGAUCCAAACACGAAAGACUUUUUAUACUUCACAGCAAAACUACAAGAGACUCCAAAUUUAUGGGAUAUUUUUAAAGAACGUAAAGUAUACGAGGUGAGAAUGGUGACUGUGAAGCCGGAGUACCGUCGUCAGGGCCUUGCCGUUAUGUUGGUAGACAAGUCGAUGGCACAAGCUUUCGACCAGGGUUAUAAAGUUGUCCGCAUGGAUUGUAUCAACCCAUACGAUUACAAGGUCGCAGAGAGGUGCAUGAUGAGUUGUCUUACUCGCUUCCCAUUGCACAAGCUGCGUGGUGCCAACGCCCCCUUUAUAAAGAAGAGUUCGGAGCACAACUGCUAUGUUAGAGUAUACGUAGAAGCCAGAUUACAAGGAGACAAACCGGAUAGAAUUAGGUUGAAACAAAGACACGACUUUGAUAGCUUAAUCGAAUGA